Molecule: messenger RNA, 384 nt
Organism: Penicillium lagena
Lineage: Eukaryota; Fungi; Ascomycota; Eurotiomycetes; Eurotiales; Aspergillaceae
Exons: 1
Coding region: 1-384 (127 amino acids)
Source: RefSeq, a predicted model, not a curated record
AUGAAGGCUUCGAUUCUUCUUAUUGCCGCCUCUGCUAGCUUUUCCCUAGCUCAGCCUACUUCUUUUGUCGAGCGCGCUGGCAGUGUCUGUCCCAUCCCGCCUACUAUUCCUUCCUGCUGCAAAUUCAUCAAAAGGGGUGAUGCACCGCCCUACCUGACCUGCACUGCCGGUAAGAUAAAUCCUCUCAUAACCAAGACAUUUGGCAAGGAUAAAAUCUUGCUGACCUACAUUAAACAAACAGCUCCGAGUGCAAAUAAUUAUUCCAGCUUCAGGAAGACCUGCGCCGCUAUCAGUAGAGAACCUGGCUGCUGCUUUGAAUCUGCUCUAUCUAAUAACGACUCGCCUGCCGAAGGGACCUGUAUCCCCCCCAAUUUCAGUGCUUAG